Molecule: messenger RNA, 862 nt
Organism: Capsicum annuum
Lineage: Eukaryota; Viridiplantae; Streptophyta; Magnoliopsida; Solanales; Solanaceae
Product: photosystem I reaction center subunit VI, chloroplastic
Exons: 3
Coding region: 239-676 (145 amino acids)
Biological process (GO): photosynthesis
Cellular component (GO): photosystem I reaction center; photosystem I; chloroplast thylakoid membrane
Source: RefSeq, a predicted model, not a curated record
AAUUUUAUAGUCCAAUUACAAGAGAGAGGAUUAUGAAAAUUAUCCAUCUAGGUUACACGUGUCUCCACUCAAGUGGAACUCCAAAUCUCUAGAAAUAUAUCCACUUUCCAACGUGUCAUGUUGGAAUCCAUGCAAAAAAAAGACUGAACAAAACCAAACGUGUUCGCAAUCAGAUCAUUUAUUAAACCAAAUUAGAAACCAUAAAUUUAUUUCUUCCUAGUCUGGACAGAGCCCAAUAAUGGCGUCUAUGGCAACUCUUACUGUAGUGAAGCCCACCACAAGUGUCAAGGGCCUAGCUGGAAGCUCCAUUACUGGAACUAAACUUCAUGUUAAAUCAUCUCGCCUCAAUUUGAAGCCCUCUAAAUCCAGGGCUGGUGCUGUGGUUGCAAAAUAUGGUGACAAGAGUGUAUACUUUGACCUGGAGGAUUUGGGCAACACCACUGGUCAGUGGGACUUGUAUGGAUCAGAUGCACCUUCACCCUACAACUCUCUUCAGAGCAAAUUCUUUGAGACUUUUGCUGCUCCUUUCACAAAAAGAGGUCUGUUGCUCAAGUUCUUGAUAUUGGGAGGUGGCUCAACUCUUGCUUACUUCAGUUCAACUGCAUCAGGAGAUAUCCUACCAAUCAAGAAAGGACCCCAACUUCCACCAAAGCUCGGUCCACGUGGCAAGAUCUAAUUUAUUUCUAAUCCAAAUUUCUUGACCUUCAUUCUGUAAUUGAUGUAUGAUCUGUCACAGCUUGUAAGUGUAAAUUGAAGCCUACCUCAGACCUUUGUUACAACAAGUUAAAUCUUCUGGCAAAUUCGAAACAUUGCUUUCUGACUUUGCAGCCUAUAAUAUUUUAUCAUCUUUGCUAGGGUGUAA